AUGACCGUAUGCAAAUGGGGUCCCUUCGCAUUAGCCGCCGUUAUUACUUCUUCUGUGGAUACCGGUCUAGUGUUCCAUUGUUUGCUCCAUGUUAGGACACCAGGGACAGUCUCGAGGUAUAUCCGGGAUAAAGUUGCAGAGUCUUGGACACAGUGGGAGGGCAUUGUGCAACAUUCUCCAAAGAAUGUCUUUUUUAUAAUUAGGAAUCCACUUAACCUGCUGCCAGGACCAAUUCUCCUUUUUGUCUCUCUCACUGAAAAG
Dentiscutata heterogama is the source of this 261-nucleotide messenger RNA. The record is from the annotation of a GenBank genome assembly. Lineage: Eukaryota; Fungi; Glomeromycota; Glomeromycetes; Diversisporales; Gigasporaceae.